AUGUAUUGGGAAAGAAAUAGGUGGGUGAAAAAUAACCCACCCGUCCUCAAAGGGUUAACAGUACUACCAAUCAAUUCGAUACAAGAAAUUUCAUUUUCAGCUAUGUUAAAUGAUGUUGGCAUUUAUGAUAUUGAAAAAUAUUGUGAAACAAUGAAUGAAAUUGGUACAAAAGUUAAGACGUAUUUGACGAAAGACGCUAUUGAAUAUUUUAAAAAUGAUCCUUAUAAAAAAUAUGUAUUGAAAAUUAACGAAAAACUUGUAAAAACUCCACAAUUACAAACGGUCGUGAAAUUAGAUGAUGAUGAGUUGUGGCUAAUGAAAAUAUUACUAUUAAUAAACGUAGCGUAA
Messenger RNA from Didymodactylos carnosus, 348 nucleotides. Lineage: Eukaryota; Metazoa; Rotifera; Eurotatoria; Philodinida; Philodinidae. The record is from the annotation of a GenBank genome assembly.